Molecule: messenger RNA, 648 nt
Organism: Gracilinanus agilis (Agile Gracile Mouse Opossum)
Lineage: Eukaryota; Metazoa; Chordata; Mammalia; Didelphimorphia; Didelphidae
Gene: EMC6
Product: ER membrane protein complex subunit 6
Exons: 2
Coding region: 171-527 (118 amino acids)
Biological process (GO): protein folding in endoplasmic reticulum; autophagosome assembly
Cellular component (GO): endoplasmic reticulum; EMC complex; membrane
Source: RefSeq, a predicted model, not a curated record
CCUCGGAACCAAGAUGGCGGCUCCGGCCAGUGCGUCCUCUCCUCCAGCCUGAUUCUCUGCUGCUGCUGCCGCUGCCAUUUUUGCUUCCCGGACCAGGAGGCCCCCCAGGGACGUGGCACCCCUCUGCUCUGACCUUAGAGCCAGCACCAGGAGGAGCACCGGACCAAGCCAUGGCUGCUACGGCCACUGCUGCUGCCGCCCCCAGUGCACCCAAGCGUGAGGGGCCCCCUUUCAUUAGCGAGGCAGCUGUGCGCGGGAACGCGGCCGUCCUGGACUACUGCCGGACAUCGGUGUCCGCCCUGUCGGGGGCCACAGCAGGGAUCCUGGGCCUGACGGGCCUCUACGGCUUCAUCUUCUACUUCCUGGCAUCUACUCUGCUGUCUCUGCUGCUGGCCCUCAAGGCUGGCCGGCGAUGGAACAAGUAUUUCAAAUCGAGGCGGCCGCUCUUCACGGGGGGCCUCGUCGGGGGGCUCUUCACCUACGUCCUCUUCUGGACUUUUCUGUACGGCAUGGUGCACGUCUACUAGGGGAAGGACUGACCCUGCUGGGCCACGGCAGCCGGACCGGCCGCUCACUCAUAGUCUUAGUAACUUAUGUCUGAAGGGGGGUUUCUGGGGGAGGCCCAGAUUAAAUCAAAUGUGAAAGCUA